AACUACAGAAUCACUCAAAAUAUUUCAUACACGUAUGUUAUUUUACCAAAUUAGUUAUAUAAAAUGCUGUGUUACAUUAUUUGUUUGUUCGCUGUGAUAAUUAGUGCAAAUUGUGGAUUAGCCCCAUUCAUCACACCAUGUGAAACACAGAACGACACUUGCACUCUAGCAGCAGCACAAGCAGCGUUACCAUAUGUAGCUGCCGGUUUACCUGAACUGGGUGUUAAACCACUGGAUCCCUUGAACAUACCAUUAAUAAACAGUGACCAGGGUGGGUUGUCACUCACCUUCACAGACAAUGUGGUGACUGGACUUAAGAACUGUAAAAUUGACGGCAUUAGACACGACAUCACCAAGCCUAAACAGUCGGUGGUGAUCCGGUGCUCCAUCGACCAGAGCGGACAUUACAAGCUCAGUGGGAAGCUUAUUAUAUUACCAGUUGAGGGAGAAGGCAGAUAUAAUAUUAAUAUACGUGACAUCGUGAUUAAAAUGACGAGUGAAGUGAGAAUUAUUCAAGGAGAGGACGGGAAGCCGCACUGGCAUGUGAACAAGUGGAAACAUGCGUAUCAAGUCAAAACUAAUGCACACUUCCAAUUUGAUAACUUAUUCAAUGGUAACAAGAUUCUUGCGGAACCAGUAGAAGCGUUCAUGAACAACAAUUGGAACGAUGUGAUGCAGGAGGUAGCGCCGCCAGUUGUCUACUCCAUCGUGUCUGCUGUUAUGGAUACCAUAGAAUCUCUCUUCAAAGCCGUACCGGCUGACGAACUCGCAAUUAGUUAGGCAGAAGAUCAGUUACUAUCUACAAUUAUUUAGUGUUAAGGGUUUGUGAUUAU
Messenger RNA from Achroia grisella, 833 nucleotides. Its product is annotated as circadian clock-controlled protein daywake-like. The coding region runs from base 64 to 780 and encodes 238 amino acids. NCBI's taxonomy places the organism in Eukaryota, Metazoa, Arthropoda, Insecta, Lepidoptera, Pyralidae. The record is from RefSeq and is a predicted model, not a curated record. The transcript is spliced from 5 exons.